Messenger RNA from Gasterosteus aculeatus aculeatus (three-spined stickleback), 5145 nucleotides. It is a transcript of the gene ncoa2, whose product is annotated as nuclear receptor coactivator 2. Gene Ontology annotation, cellular component: nucleus. The record is from RefSeq and is a predicted model, not a curated record. Gene Ontology annotation, molecular function: protein dimerization activity; nuclear receptor binding. Lineage: Eukaryota; Metazoa; Chordata; Actinopteri; Perciformes; Gasterosteidae. Gene Ontology annotation, biological process: positive regulation of transcription by RNA polymerase II; cellular response to hormone stimulus.
CAAAUCCUGCGGGUCUGAGCUGAUAGCGCCCGAGGAAGAGCCCCGUGAUGUGGUUUCUGGUGUGGGGGAGGAUAGCGAGCUACCAGCCAGAUAAACACUCCGCGUUGGUUUGCACAGCGGGAGUAACAUGGCGGCACAGUUAGCCAGCAGAAAUGUUGUUUCACUACCGCGAAGGUCAGAGCGGCGUCUGAAAAACGGGAUUUAACGGGCGAGGAGGCGGCUGAAAAAGUAUUAAAAUCCAGGGAGGCGUGGAUGAUGCUUAAAGGUUUCCCGGCAGCGAUGGCCUGAGGGACUCUCUGGACUGAAACCAAGACGCUGAUAUGCAUUGAGGAUGAGUGGAGUCGGUGAAAACCCAUCUGACCCUGCCAGGGCAGAGUCACGGAAACGCAAAGAAUGUUCUGCCGAACUUCUGGGACCCAGUCCAAAGCGGAGCAACGAGAAGCGCAACCGCGAGCACGAGAACAAAUACAUCGAGGAGCUCGCCGAGCUGAUCUUUGCCAACUUCAACGACAUCGACAACUUCAACGUCAAGCCCGACAAAUGUGCAAUCCUGAAGGAAACUGUGAAGCAGAUCAGACAAAUAAAGGAGCAAGCAGAAAAGGCGGCAGCGGCGAACGAGGAGGAGGUGCAGAAGGCUGACGUCUCGUCGACAGGCCAGAGUGUGAUUGACAAAGAUGCCUUGGGACCAAUGAUGCUGGAGGCCCUGGACGGCUUCUUCUUCGUGGUGAACAUGGAGGGCAACAUCGUCUUUGUGUCUGAAAAUGUGACCCAGUACCUGCGCUACAACCAGGAGGAGCUAAUGAACACCAGUGUCUACAGCGUGCUGCACGUCGGGGAUCACGCCGAGUUCAUCAAGAACCUGCUGCCCAAAUCCCUCGUGAACGGCGUCCCGUGGUCCAGCGAGGGUCCGAGGAGGAACAGUCACACGUUCAACUGCCGGAUGCUGGUCAACCCCCACGGCGACAACCAGGACGAGCUGCACGAGCCUCAGCAGCAGAAAUAUGAGACCAUGCAGUGCUUCGCCGUUUCCGAGCCCAAGUCCAUCAAGGAGGAGGGAGACGACUUUCAGUCGUGCCUGAUCUGCGUGGCUCGCAGGGUGCCGAUGAAGGAGAGACCCAUGCAUCCCACACACGAGAGCUUCACCACGCGCCAAGACCUGCAAGGUAAGAUAACGUCCCUGGAUACCAGUCUGCUUCGGGCAUCCAUGAAGCCGGGCUGGGAGGAUCUGGUGAGGCGCUGCAUCCAGAGGUUCCACCUACAGAACGACGGGGAGAUGUCUUUCGCCAAGAGACAUCAGCAGGAAGUGCUCCGCCACGGCCAGGCAUUCAGCCCCAUCUACCGGUUCUCCCUCUCGGACGGAACCAUCGUGUCAGCCCACACCAAGAGCAAGCUUGUGCGCUCGCCCGCCACCAACGAACCCCAGCUCUACAUGUCCCUGCACAUUCUCCAGAGAGAGCAGAUGGUCUGUGGAAUGGGCCAGGACAUGGGUCCCGGCAGUCAGGCCACAGGGAUGGCCCCCAAACCGAUGAAUUCCUCCACUCCCUCCAUGACUCCUCCGACCCCGGGCAGUUUGCCCGGUUCAGGGCCCCAGGGCCAAGACACUUCCAUCAGUGGCAACAGCACGCCCUUUUCCCCUCAAGGCCCUGCUGGUCCCAGAGAACCGGCAGCCAUGGGGGGUCAUAUGCAGGGCUACCGUUUUGGCUGUCCCCCACCGCACAUCCACACCGGGGGCAUGCAACCUCCACAGCAGGGCCCCAACUGGAGGAUGAACAGCCCCUCUCGGGCGAGCCCCAGCCCGGCCGGUGGGCCGCAUCCGCCCCAACAGAACUCCAUGCUGUCUCCCAGGCACCGAGGCAGUCCAGGGGGAGCGGGCAGCCCUCGUGUGGCGGGAGGCCUGCACUCACCCUCCCCGGUGGGGAUGUGCGGUGGAGGCGGCGGAGGUGCAUGUGGUAGCGGCGCGGCUAGCACCCACGCUAACAGCUACACAAGCAGUUCUUUGUCAGCCCUGCAAGCCCUGAGUGAGUGUCACGGCGUGGGACACGGGCACGGGGCCCCUCACGCACACGCACUGGGGUCUCCUGACCGAAAGAUUGGCUCCCCAGUCGGGGUCACGCAAGGUUCGGGGGUCAACCCUCAUCUGAUGUCAAAACUCGGAGGAGGUGGCGGUACCGGCGGCGUCACAGGAGACUCAUUCAGACCCCACGCCGAGGUCGGUCCGGGCCAGACGGAGAGUAACCUAGCUGAGCCCAAGGAGGAGCGGGAAGGGCCCCCCGAGGGCCAUGACUCUCACAGUCGUCUUCACGACAACAAGGGCCACACCAAGCUGCUGCAACUGCUCACCACUAAGCCGGAGCCUCUGGAGAUGCCCCUGUCCCCCGGGGCUGGUGGUGAGGGCAAGGACCAGGCGGGGGCCGGGGUCCGGUGCGGGCUGGCCGGAGUAAACACUCACGCCACCUCCCUCAAGGACAAACACAAGAUCCUCCACCAACUGCUCCAGAACAGUACGUCCCCAGUAGACCUGGCCAAACUCACUGCGGAGGCCACGGGUAAAGAGCUGGGCCAAGACCCGACCCAAGGCGCCGGGGGGGCGGCUUCCGGGGCCGAGCUUUCUCUCAAGCAGGAGCCCUUGAGCCCGAAAAAGAAGGACAACGCCCUGCUCCGCUACCUACUGGACAAGGACGACACUGGAGUGAAGGACAAGGUACCUAAGCUAGAGCCUGGGGAGGUGAAGGUUGAAGGGGGCAAACACCCUCUCGUCAAGACGGAGAAACAGGACACGGGAUACGACCGGGCCGAACAGUCGUCGGAGCUGGACGACAUCCUGAACGAUCUGCAGAAUGCUCAGCCGCAGCUCUUCUGUGAGCCGCGGCCCGUUUCGUUGCCCAGUCCCAUGGACAAGCAGAACAUCAUCAACGACAUCCUGCAGAUGUCCGAGACCAAUCCUGCCAUGGUGGCGCAGCAGCAGCACAGGGGCAUCGGGACUGGCAUGGGCCCAACGAACUUUGCGGGGGUCCGACCGGGCCAGCCGGGCAGAGGUCUGCCAGUGAGGAGCGUGUCCCUGGACAUGAACGUGUCCCCCCAGCCGCCCUCAUUACAGUACCCCAUCAGGGCCACGAGCCCAUACACUCUCAUGCAGCAGCAACAGCAGCACGGCAUGGUGGGAGGUCACGGCAUGAUGGCUCACCAGGCCGGUAUGGUCGGCGCAGGAAUGAUUGCUCAGGGAGGUCCACGGCCGGGGAUGCAGCAGCAGCAGCAGCAGCAGCAGCAGGAGGGCUGGGUGGGUUCGGCAUCUGCGCCUCCUCUGGCACCGUCCGGCCCCGGACAGCAAGGUCCCAUGCAAGGCAGGAUUGGGCCCAACGGGGCUCCCAUGAGGCCCAACGGCCAGCUGGGGCCCCGGCCGAUGCUGCAGUCCUCCAUGAUGGCCGGAGCCCAACCUGAUAUGGACAUCAGUAUGGUCAGCCACCAUUUCACCCAGCAACAGGCUCCACCCAACCAGACGGCGCCCUGGCCAGACAGCAUGAUGCCCAUCGACCAGACGGCUUUCGUGAACCAGACCAGGCCGGUGCACCCGGCGCAGCAGGACGAGUUGCUGUGCAGCACGGGCCACGGCUCUGGGGACGGCGGCGCCGUGGACGAGGGGGCCCUGCUGUCCCAGCUGUACACCGCACUGAAGGAUUUUGACGGCCUGGAGGAGAUUGAUCGUGCCCUGGGGAUUCCUGGUCUGGUUGAACAGAAUCAAUCAAUGGAGCCGGACCAGUUCCCUCAGGACCCCUCCAUGAUAAUAGACCAAAAGCCCCCCAUGUACACCCAGCAAUUUGUCGCCCCCCCCUCCCACAUGGCCCAGAGGGGCUACCCCGGUGCCCCCAUGCAAGAGCCGGGCUUCCACCCCAUGUCUGGCCAGAUGGGCCCGCGGCCGGGUUACCCCAUGAUGAGGAUGCAGGCCCGGCCCGGUCUCCGGCCCUCUGGGGUCGUCCCCAACCAGCCCAACGCACUACGACUGCAGCUCCAGCACCGCCUACAGUCCCAGCAGAACCGUCAGCCAAUGAUGAGUCAGAUGAGUGGUGUGUCAAAUGUGAACCUACCUCUUAGAGCCAGCGCUCCAAACCAGGGGACCAUCAAUGCCCAGAUGUUGGCGCAGCGUCAGCGGGAGCUGCUGAGUAAUCACCUGAGGCAGAGGCAGCAGCAGCAGCAGGUCCAACAGCAGAGGAGCAUGGCCAUGAGGGCGCAGGGUCUCAGCCUGCCUCCCAACAUGGCCGCUGGAGGCAUGAGUAACCCCCGGAUCCCCCAGGCCAACCCUCAGCAGUUCCCCUACCCGCCCAGCUACGGUACCAGUACAGGCCUGGCCUCGCCACCUCCCCCUACCAGCCCCUUCUCCUCCCCUCUCUCCCCCAGCCUGCCCUCUCUCCCCCCGAACCCUCAGCUCCACAUGCAUGGCAUCUCCUCCUCCACCUCCUCCUCCUCACAGAUGAUGAUGGGAAACGCAAGCAUGAUGGGCGGACAGUACGGGGCCGUACUCAGCCCCCAAAUGCAGCACAGUGCCUUUCAGUUUCCCAACUCAGGUAUGAGCCAACAGGCGGACGGAGGCUUCGGGGGUCCGGGCACACCACAGAGCCCCCUGCUUUCUCCCCGCAUGGCCCACGCGCAGUCCCCCAUGAUGCAGCAGAGCCAAGGAAACGCUGCUUUCCAGGGCUCCUCCGACAUGAACGGUUGGCCACAAGGCAACAUAGGAGGCAACAGCAUGUUCCCACAGCAGCAGGCGUCGCAGCAGUUCCCCCAGCAGAGCAACAGCAACAUGUACAACGGGAACGCCAUGAACCUCAACAACGUCAACAUGGCCGCCAGCAGCAUGGGCCAGAUGGCCGGACAGAUGAGUGUCACGUCCAUGGCCUCGGGGCCCUCGCCCAGCCUGCCCUCCAUGGGGCCGGAACAGAAAUACUGUUGACCCCCGUGGAGUCCUGAACCUCACUGAACAGCUGGAGCAAGGAGUGCGUUGGCCCUUUAAGAGAAAUUGUACAAACAUGUAACCCCGCCUCCGCCCCCCCUUGAAACUAACCAGCCAGGCGGUUCCACCCGAACCUCGUCGCCCCGCGUUUUGCCGUCUGUCCCGGAAGGAGGCCACACGCCCCCCCCCCCCACGCCUCAUUC